Cheilinus undulatus (humphead wrasse) is the source of this 2259-nucleotide messenger RNA. RefSeq names its product aminolevulinate, delta-, synthase 1 (gene alas1). The record is from RefSeq and is a predicted model, not a curated record. Bases 208 to 2085 code for a protein of 625 amino acids. The transcript is spliced from 11 exons. Gene Ontology annotation, biological process: erythrocyte development; heme biosynthetic process; hemoglobin biosynthetic process. Gene Ontology annotation, molecular function: 5-aminolevulinate synthase activity; pyridoxal phosphate binding. Gene Ontology annotation, cellular component: mitochondrion; mitochondrial matrix. NCBI's taxonomy places the organism in Eukaryota, Metazoa, Chordata, Actinopteri, Labriformes, Labridae.
UCGUCCUUUUCGUUCGUCCUCAGUGCAGGAUAACGAAGCAGCGGUCUUCCCACUCCUUUGAGAAAGAGUGAUUUUUGCCAGCGAUUAACACUAGAUAAGCAAGACUGCCUCAAUCCUGGUCGCAUCGAGACAUCACAGGAGAAUUUCAAAUUGACUUCGAAGUUCUUUUGACAGACCUUAAGACAAUCAUCAUCACCACUGCUGACUAUGGAUAUGAUAGUGCGUCGCUGUCCGUUCCUGGCUCGGGUGCCACAGGCCUUCCUCCAGCAGCCCAAGAAGACUCUGACGGUCUAUGCCCAAAAGUGCCCCAUCAUGAUGGAACUGGCCUCUAAGCCCAUGGCUCCUUCAAUGGCACGGGCUCUCUGCUCCUCCUCCUCCUCUCACCAGAGGACUGAGGACAACACUGCCAGUGAAGCUCCCAAACUGGAAGGGGAACCCAAGCUGCCUGCUGGUCAUCCUAUGCCACCUUCAGGUCAGGCUGUGGCCUCCAAAUGCCCUUUCCUGGCUGCUGAGAUGGGCCAGAAAAACAGCAGUGUGGUCCGUCAGGUGGGCAUGGAGUUCCAGGAGGAUGUUCAGGAAGUCCGCACCGUCCAGAAAGAGGUGCCUUCUGCUCAGCUGAAGAAGCCAUCUUUUACAAGCAGCAUUAAGGGAAGAGAGGGAGCGCAGGCUAAUCUAAUGAAGACCCUCCUGAAACAGCAGCCUAAAAGGGUCUCUCACCUGCUGCAGGACAACUUAGGAAGCUUGUCUCGCUUCCAAUAUGAUGACUUUUUUGAGAAGAAGAUCGUGGAGAAGAAGAAUGACCAUACCUAUCGCGUGUUUAAGACGGUCAAUCGUCUGGCCAGUGAGUUCCCCAUGGCCGAUGACUUCACGGGUUCUUUGGAGGACAAGAGGGAGGUGUCUGUUUGGUGCAGCAAUGACUACCUAGGCAUGAGUCGACACCCACGGGUUGUGCAGUCCAUAACGGAUACUUUACGAAAGCAUGGUUCAGGAGCAGGAGGCACCAGGAACAUCUCUGGUACCAGUAAGUUCCAUGUGGAACUGGAACAAGAGCUGGCUGACCUUCACAAGAAGGACGCCGCACUGCUCUUCACUUCCUGCUUUGUGGCAAACGACUCCACCCUCUUCACCCUUGCCAAGAUGCUGCCUGGUUGUGAGAUCUACUCUGAUGCAGGCAACCACGCCUCAAUGAUUCAGGGUAUCAGGAACAGCGGUGCUAAGAAAUUCAUUUUCCGUCACAAUGAUGUCGCCCAUCUCCGAGAGCUCCUACAAAAGGGAGACCCAACAAAACCGAAGAUCGUGGCCUUUGAGACUGUUCAUUCUAUGGAUGGUGCUGUGUGUCCGCUGGAGGAGAUGUGUGAUAUUGCUCAUGAGUUUGGCGCCAUCACCUUUGUAGACGAGGUCCAUGCUGUGGGUCUGUACGGCGCCAGAGGAGGAGGCAUCGGGGAUAGGGAUGGCAUCAUGCACAAGAUGGAUAUCAUCUCAGGGACUCUAGGAAAGGCGUUCGGCUGUGUGGGUGGUUACAUCGCAAGUACUGAAGCGCUGGUGGACACGGUGCGCUCCUAUGCUGCUGGUUUCAUCUUCACCACUUCUCUGCCGCCAAUGCUCUUAGCCGGCGCCAGACAGUCCAUCCAAGUUCUUAAAGGGGAAGAGGGACGCACACUGAGACGUAAACAUCAGCGCAACGUCAAGCUACUCAGGCAAAUGCUAAUGGAUUCUGGGCUGCCUGUGGUACACUGCCCCAGCCACAUCAUCCCAGUCCGGGUAUCAGAUGCUGAGAAAAACACAGAGGUGUGUGACCUCAUGAUGAGUCGCCACAACAUCUAUGUGCAGGCUAUCAACUAUCCAACGGUUGCCAGGGGGGAGGAGCUUCUGCGCAUUGCGCCCACACCUCACCACACCCCUGAGAUGAUGAAAUACUUUGUUGAGACGCUGGUGCACUCGUGGAAGGAGGUGGGCCUGGAGCUGAAGCCUCACUCGACAGCAGAGUGCACCUUCUGCCAGCAGCCGCUGCACUUUGAAGUGAUGAGCGAUAGAGAAAAGUCUUACUUCAGUGGCCUCAGCCACCCGAUCUCAGCCUGCGCAUAACACUACUCGCUACUGCGGGCUGAAGACGGCACAUACACAUUCAUUACUCAUUCCUCUGUCACUGUCAUAAAAUGUAUUAAUUAUCUUUGAUAAGUCCUUCUACACAUAUUAUUUAAAUAUUCUAUGUUCAGAUGUUCUAUAUGCUCCAAAUAAAAAAAAUCUAUGAGGUGAAAA